AUGUCUGCCGGAGCCCCCCCACCACCAACUAUCACGGUAAACGCACCGGCCGCAGCGGCCGCCCCGGCACCAACGCCCGCGAUAUCCUCUCAAGCCCCCGUGCCCCCAGCCUCCACCUCCCCCGUAACAGAGCGCCCGAAGAAACCCACGCUCGUGCAGUCCUGCUACCUGUGCGACGAGCAGAACCCAGGCGACUUCAGCCCGACAACGAAAUACCUCGAGACGUGCCUGCUGUGCUCGCGCCAUUUCUGCCCCAUCCACAAGUCCGAGCAGUGGGACUCGGUCUGCAACAUCAAUCAUUCGCAGUACUACAAGCAGUGCCUCGCAAAGGCGCGCGCCGAGCUGCAGUCCCAGGGCACAGACGUCAACCAGGCGGGCAACCGCAGCGUUGCCGAGAUGUUGAUCAACGAGGGCAUUUAUCCCAGUCUGGGCGAGCGGGAGAAGGCCAUUUUCUCGACGAGUCCGGUCGAUACCAAAACGGUCCAAGAACUCGAGACAUACCGCAGCCUCGAUGCUGCGCUGACGGGAUCCAGCACCAAGGCGAGAAACCAGCUGAUUGAAGAGCGGGAUGUUUUGGACGCUGACAUUGCGGUUUGA
Exophiala aquamarina CBS 119918 is the source of this 597-nucleotide messenger RNA. RefSeq lists its product as uncharacterized. Lineage: Eukaryota; Fungi; Ascomycota; Eurotiomycetes; Chaetothyriales; Herpotrichiellaceae. Bases 1 to 597 code for a protein of 198 amino acids. The transcript is spliced from 2 exons. The record is from RefSeq and is a predicted model, not a curated record.